This is a messenger RNA of Exserohilum turcica Et28A, 1378 nucleotides long. RefSeq lists its product as uncharacterized. The coding region runs from base 16 to 1308 and encodes 430 amino acids. Gene Ontology annotation, molecular function: oxidoreductase activity. Lineage: Eukaryota; Fungi; Ascomycota; Dothideomycetes; Pleosporales; Pleosporaceae. The transcript is spliced from 5 exons. The record is from RefSeq and is a predicted model, not a curated record.
AACACACCUCGCGCAAUGUUCAGCCUCCCGAGAAUAUCGCUGCCGUCCUUCCUUCGCGGAGGGGCAGGCUCCUAUCUUGCCGUCGAUCUGCCCUCGGUACAAGUCCAUGAUAUCGAAACUGCUGCUGACAAGCGGCCGCGAACCCUCAAGCAUCUGCUCAAAGCGAAUCAUGCCAAUCACGCCAUCAUCUACCACAACCUCACCUUCCACAACCAUACACCGCACAUUCUAGGCUCGGCUUACCUUCUUGGAGGCACUGCGGAGCACUUGAACGACAUCUAUGAGAAGGAAGCUGAGCAGUUAGAACCCUGGCACGAUGCGCCGGGCGAGAUAACCAAGGAUGACUGGAGGGAUUUUCUGGGCAAGCGCGAGUAUCAGCGCGCCUUUAUCGAUUUCUUCGAAGACCAGCUAGUCACCAAAAGGUAUAGCGUCGAGGAGGUGCUCGACGAGUUCUUGUUCGAGGGCAAAGAGCCAUUGAUAAAUGGCAUCAUCUGUGGACUCGCACAUCCUCUGAUUCACCUUGGAUAUGCAUAUGAGCUGAACUCAAAGACGGUGGCCAUCGAAGCCUUGGCAAUGGGCGCCUGCUUCUACAGCUCUCUUCACAAAUAUAUUGACGACCCCAAAUACACCAAGCCCAGUCCUCAUAGUACGGCCGGGGCCCAAUCUAGUCUGGUCGAUAUUCUUGAAAAAGUGCGCCAAGAUGCUCGUUUCGACGGUCUGUACGACCACCGGAGUGGAGACAUUUCAAAAGUGCUUGAAGAGCAGGAAGAGGCGUUUUUGGAAUACUGGAACGCUUGGGAAAUCACCAAUCCCAACGAACAGUUUCGUGCCGCACAGGAACUUGGAGCAGGACUGUUGGUGGGCACACCAGCUCCUGCUCCUGGCCAGUACGACUUUUUCAUUGUACAUGUACUCACCAGCUCACAUGCAAUCCGCAUCUUGCUUCCUUUGAUCCCGGCCAAGUUCCAUGUCAGCUUGCUACGCCAAUGGUGGCUGUUCGCACUAGCUGUGUUCAUUGCGCAGACGCGACCAGAAAUCGAUAUGGACAAACUAAUGUUGAUGGAAGAUAGCAAGAAGAGCUGGAAACAUGUUGUGGACAGGGCAUUGAAUGGGCCGCAUGCAAUUGAUGCGCCCUACGUCAAAGCACUACGGGCCAUGAAAGUAGCAGAAGAGACAUGGGGAGCUUCGGAGAAUGAGUCGAGCCAUUGGCUCAAAGCAGCAGUUAAGUUUGCCGAUGAGUUUGAGGGUUGGGGAGGAUUUGGUAUGGCCGAAGACGAGGCGAGGAUGGCCUACCCGGAGAAUCAGUAAGCUCGAGGGGAACGAAACAGAAAAAAUUGUACAAUAAUUAUGGAGUUCAUAGGGUAUUUAUGCCUGUCUC